UCAUUUCCGUAACAAACAACUUAAAUAUCGUCGAGGAUGUUAGAACUGUAAUAUCUAUAGUAUAGUAUAGUUAUAAACUGCAUGCACGUUUAGUAUUGGAUUUUGCAAAAACAACUAUGACAUUCGUUAUCCUACUAUGUCUGGCGUAGAAAGAAGGCAGACAAGUCGUUCUAGAGACGUCAGCUCAAGGAGAGUAGGAAUAUAUGUAGACUAUACAGAAGACACCAGUAAACGCUCAGGUAUUUACGUCGAGACAGGAAAAGAUUACCAAAGCGUUCCGAAUAUGGAAGAAACGGAAGACGAGCGCGCGCCGUUGUUGCGCCAAAAAGAACGUGUGGAGCGCCAGAUAAUCUCCGAAAUAAACCGCGUUGAAGCCAAGGUGGACGAUCUGUUGCCACACGCUGAAAACCUCUCUGCAGCAACUGAUCAUUAUUUUGGCGAAGAUGGAAAAGUAUCACGGAAGAAGCGGCCCUGCUGGAAACGUCUUUGUUGUUGUUGUUGUGGAGAAUGAACAAAUCAUGUGUGUACCUAGUUCCGCUCGUGCAUAUCAAGAGGAAAUGGAGUAAUGCACGUGUUAAUCAAAAUGAAACAGGUGUCUUUGUUUAAGCACAUGAUGGAAUUUUUGAUGUGGUUUUACAAGCUAGGACCGACAGAGUAGAAAUGCAUAUUCUAUGACUUAGGAUUUACAUUCUUGAAACCAUUUAACUGUCACAUUGUAUCUUGGAAACCCUUUCCGAUUUUGAUUGGUGUUUUCGGUUUGGAUCGGAUACAAAAAAAAUACUGAUUGUCUAUCAUUGAAGGUGAUUCAUACCCAACGAGAGACUUAUUAAAUACACUUUGUUUCCUGAAGAAACAUCAAGGACACACUAAAGAGUGAGGGGGCGACUUGCUUUAACAUGGUUUUCUUGAAAAUUUCAAAAGAAAAAUUAUAAUAUGUAACAUACCAAAAUGAAGUGGAAAAUUUAAGCUAUACCAUAGUACUAGACAAUAUAUCAAAUUUAGUUCAAUGGAGACGUUUUCAUUUUCUUAAAUGUAAAAAUGUAUGAAAAAUGUAAGUACAGAAAGGAAUAUAAUUCCAAAAUAAUUCAA
Messenger RNA from Mercenaria mercenaria, 1089 nucleotides. RefSeq lists its product as uncharacterized. Lineage: Eukaryota; Metazoa; Mollusca; Bivalvia; Venerida; Veneridae. The coding region runs from base 137 to 511 and encodes 124 amino acids. The transcript has 4 exons. The record is from RefSeq and is a predicted model, not a curated record.